AUCUUCCGCGAUAACUCUCAACCUUUACCAUUUGACGUCUUCAGAAGCUUAGUACCGCACCCAAUUAGGGUUUCGUUUUUAUUUGUGGAAGCUCAAUAUUCAUCACCGAUCAUGAUUUACGACGUUAACUCCCCUCUCUUCCGCUCCUUCCUCAGCCAGAAAGGAGGCCCUUCUGACAAAAGGAAAACGGAGGAGCAGAAACCAAAAGAACAGAGACCAAAAGCCAGUGAGAAUAAGCCCGUUAUGACUGAAUGAGAAUGCGUUGGAUUGAGUUUGUUUUGUUCUGUUUUGUUUUGAAAUUGGCCAACGUUAUGGACAAGCUUUGAAUUGUGCAUCCAAACCGUGAAUCGUUUAAAAUUGUACCGAAUUCUUGUAAACUUGCAAUGAAGAUCAUGUUGAAUGUCGUGGGAUAA
Messenger RNA from Cucumis melo (muskmelon), 413 nucleotides. RefSeq names its product wound-induced basic protein. The record is from RefSeq and is a predicted model, not a curated record. The coding region runs from base 112 to 255 and encodes 47 amino acids. The transcript has 2 exons. NCBI's taxonomy places the organism in Eukaryota, Viridiplantae, Streptophyta, Magnoliopsida, Cucurbitales, Cucurbitaceae.